AUGAUGUCCGCUGCUGCACUUCGAAUAUCCACGCAAAAAUGGUCGACCACUACGGCCACAUCCCUCCAGCAAACGGCAACUGAAAUGUUGGCCAAGCGUCUCUUGGGGACAACAUCGUGCUCCAGUGUCUCGGCCAUGGCCACUCCAGGAUUGCGACGCGUCACUUGGAAGAAGACGACGACCCACACUACUACUCCACGUCAAGAGAUUUGGAACAAGAAUUUUGCCCGUUUGUACGCUCGUCGCAUGCUGGAAUUGGCCGCCUUGGCAGCGGCAUCGCGUCGAUUCGUGACGGAACUCGAGAGUGCCAUUGAUAAGCCAUCGCAAUGGAAAGACUGGGAAUAUCGAGAUUGGACGGACGAUCUCUUGGCCAGUCUCGGACGGACCAAAUGGGAACGAUUUUGGUCGUCGACACAACGCGUCGUGUCGUUGGGACUGCUGGCGACACCCUUGGCCAUUUUGAUGCCCUUGUCCAGAUUCUCCGAGACGUGUCAUCAAUGGAGUUGGGAUUAUGCCUUGUGGGGGAUCGAAAUGGCCGGACCGACAUUUAUCAAACUCGUUCAAUGGGCAACCACAAGACAGGAUUUGUUUAGUCAAGAAUUCUGUCUCCAUUUUGGCAAAUUGCGCGAUGAAACCAAGGGACAUUCCUUUGCCGAAACACAACAAAUCCUCCAAGAAGAAUUCGGCACUCGACAUGUAUCGCAAUGGCUCAAAAUGGAUCCCACACCCAUUGGAUCGGGAUGUAUUGCUCAGGUAUACCAUGGACGAUUGCUCGAGGGAACUUCCAAAUAUCCUGCCGGAACGGAAAUUGCACUCAAAGUGCAACAUCCCGGAAUUUGGCACAAGGUCUGUGUCGACUUUUACCUUCUCGCCAAAAUUGCAAAGUUCUUGGAGGGAUUGCCCAAACUCAACCUAAAGUACCUUAGUUUGGCGGACACGGUCCGGCAGUUUCGAGAUAUCAUGUUGCCACAACUCGAUUUGCGCAUUGAAGCGGCCAACCUGCAACGAUUCAAUCAAGAUUUUCGAAACGAUGACAGUGUCACAUUCCCUCAUCCACUCGAAGAACUCACCACGUCACGAGUAUUGACCGAAACAUUCGUUCAUGGGACACCCAUUAUGGAAUACACCAAAGCUUCGGUCGAUAUGCGCCGGCAGGUUGCAAAAAUUGGAUUGGAAACGACACUCAACAUGAUCUUUCUCAAAGAUUUCAUUCAUGGCGAUUUGCAUCCUGGAAACAUUCUUGUAUCGGAAAAACCAGACGGAACUCCCCAACUACAUUUCUUGGAUUGUGGCUUGGUGGUAGAAGUGGGACCCCACCAGCAUGAAAACAUGAUCAAGAUCCUCGGGGCAUUCACACGGAAAGAUGGACAACUCGCUGGACAACUCAUGGUGGACUCCUCUAGUGAAUCCCAAGCUUCCGAUCUGGAUGUCGAAUUGUUCAUCAAUGGGAUCGUACAUAUCAUCAAAAUGGAUGACGACAAUAACUUUAUUGAAAAGGUUGGAGACUACAUUGCAGAUAUUUGCUUCCUAGCUUGCAGGCACAAGGUGAAGUUGGAAGCCACAUUUGUCAAUGCUUCUCUUGCAGUGGAGAUUAUGGAAGGAAUUGCGGCUGCCUUGUACCCGGACAUGCACGUCCAGCCAAUUGCACUCAAGCUCAUCGUAAGGGCGGAAAUGAUGCACCGCAUGGGAAUGAAAUAG
Messenger RNA from Seminavis robusta, 1698 nucleotides. The record is from the annotation of a GenBank genome assembly. NCBI's taxonomy places the organism in Eukaryota, Bacillariophyta, Bacillariophyceae, Naviculales, Naviculaceae.